Molecule: messenger RNA, 1110 nt
Organism: Rhizopus microsporus ATCC 52813
Lineage: Eukaryota; Fungi; Mucoromycota; Mucoromycetes; Mucorales; Rhizopodaceae
Exons: 9
Coding region: 1-1110 (369 amino acids)
Biological process (GO): DNA replication; DNA replication initiation
Cellular component (GO): replication fork protection complex; nucleus
Molecular function (GO): single-stranded DNA binding; DNA replication origin binding
Source: RefSeq, a predicted model, not a curated record
AUGAGCGAUGACCUUCUUAAAGAGCUUCAUGAGGAGAUUAAGAAAGAACAGGAAUCAGACAUUACACCUGUCAAAUCACAGACUAUUGAUAUGGACUACCGAACAGGGUUUCGUUUAAAACGUCGCCUUGUAUCAGAGAUUAAUUGUCAAAAAGGAUUACAAAAUGUUCGAUUCAUUCCCCUAAGUCAAGUUCAUCCCUACAUUGCAGAGUUUCAUACUAUAAGAGUGGGCAUCAAGCCUUCAAAGGACUGGGCUACGACAGGCGUGAUCGAUCAAUACUUUCCUCAAGACAGUUUUUGUGUUGUUAGGAUAACCGAUUUGAGAGGAGAGCAUGUUCAUGUUUAUAUCACUGGAAAAGCAUACAAACAGUAUGAACGUGCUAUUGGUAUGGGAUCUAUUUUGGUUCUGAAACGACCAGAAUCUCUGUGUCCUCCAGAUACAGGAAAGGCUGCUGCGCUUCAUGUUGAUCAAGUACAACAAAUGUGGGUAAUGGGUCAAAGCUUAGACUUGAAGCAGUGUCAAGGAUAUACAAAAAAGGAACAAAGAUGUCAGGAAUGGAUAGACAUACGCCAAGGGGAAUACUGUAAUGAACAUUUAAUGAAAAUCUGCAGUUAUUCUAAAAAUGGUCGAAUGGAAUUAGCAUCAGGAGAUACUGGCUUUGAUAUUCGAUGGACAACAGUCAUCAAAAAGUCUGACGGUUCAGUGUCAUAUCAAGCAAUGAAAAAACCAGAACAGGUGCAAAGCAGUACUCAAAGUGCAAAAAAGGCUCUUGCGUACUAUAUCAGAGGAAUAGGAUUAGUCACUAUCACAGGUGAACAGUUCAAGAAGAAACCAAAGAAAGAGAGUGACGGAAUGGAUAAGACAGCUAUAGAACAAAUACUUAAAGGGAGAUAUGAUCCUGGUGCACAAAUGAUUCGUAAAUUAAAAGGAAUUAAAGAAGAAGAGCCAGAGCAUUUGCUUUCUAAAGAAGCGCUAGUAAAGAUGGGGAUAGGUAAUGGCACACCAUUAACUAAAGAAGAAGAAGAGAAAAAGAAACGAACAUUUGACGAAUUGAAAAAUGCAACCAAACGACAGGAAACCAAGAAAAAGCCUCGAUACAUAGAACUCUAA